ACUCCUGCAAGCCCUUCCGGAACUCAAAGCAUGUCUCCCUUCGCUCCCGCCGAGGAGAGACCUGUUCCCAGGAUCUGCAGCCCUGUGUUUAUCAGACCCAGGGAGUCUGUGGAAAGGAAGGAUGGGAUAAGAACGAUGCGGGUUGGGAGAGUUAAAAGGGUCGCGCAAACGGUCCCCGCGGGAAUGCGAAGCGGAUUCUCGAGUUCUUGAGCCUAGAGCAAUGCUUGGGGAGCGACACCAGGGCGCAGAGCGGCAGAUCGCGGAGCGGAAGUUCAUCCCCGGAGCCGUUCUAGGAAACCCGGAGGACUCAGGUCGUCAAUGAUUCCGGGGCUGAAGUGGGCAUCGAUGGGUGCACUUUGCUGUUCCAGGGAGCCGGCUCGGCAGGCGGCGGCGACGUGGAACUUGAGCUAGGGCUAGAACCGGCGAAAAGCAAAGCCGGAAGAGGCAAGGGGGCGUCGGUGCGCUGACCACCUGUUCCUCCAGCGGAGUGCGACGUGCGCCGAUUGGCUGGAGUGCCGCCCGGGUACCGGAAGUGGCCGAUGCCCGUCGCCAGUGACACCGGGACAACAGCUGCGGGCUCUGUGCGAGCGGCCCAGCAGCGCGGAGCCUCAGCGGAGUGAGCGAGCGCGGGGCAGUAGCGGCCUGCGAUUGUGAGAUGGGGACUGAGAACAAGGAGGUGAUUCCCAAGGAAGAAAUUUCUGAAGAAUCUGAGCCACAUGGGUCAUUAUUAGAAAAAUUUCCAAAAGUGGUUUACCAAGAUCAUGAGUUUGGAGCAGGAUGUGAAGAAGACAUGUUGGAGGGACAUUCGAGAGAGUCCAUGGAAGAGGUUAUAGAGCAGAUGUCUCCUCAGGAGAGAGACUUUCCAUCAGGGUUGAUGAUCUUUAAGAAAUCACCCUCAAGUGAGAAAGACCGGGAGAAUAAUGAGAGUGAGAGAGGCUGCAGUCCCAGCCCAAAUCUGGUUACACAUCAGGGAGAUACAACAGAGGGAGUUAGUGCAUUUGCUACCUCUGGCCAAAACUUCCUAGAGAUUUUAGAAUCUAACAAAACACAGAGAAGUUCUGUGGGAGAAAAGCCUCAUACAUGUAAAGAAUGUGGGAAAGCCUUUAAUCAGAACUCACAUCUCAUCCAGCAUAUGAGAGUUCAUAGUGGAGAAAAACCCUUUGAAUGUAAAGAAUGUGGAAAGACAUUUGGAACUAAUUCAAGCCUUCGACGGCACCUGAGAAUUCAUGCUGGAGAAAAACCCUUUGCUUGUAAUGAAUGUGGAAAGGCCUUCAUUCAGAGUUCACACCUUAUUCACCAUCAUAGAAUUCAUACUGGAGAGAGACCCUAUAAAUGUGAAGAAUGUGGUAAAGCCUUCAGUCAAAAUUCAGCCCUUAUUCUACACCAGAGAAUCCAUACUGGAGAGAAACCGUAUGAAUGUAAUGAAUGUGGGAAGACCUUUAGGGUUAGUUCACAGCUUAUUCAGCAUCAGAGAAUUCAUACUGAAGAAAGAUACCAUGAAUGCAAUGAGUGUGGCAAAGCCUUCAAGCAUAGCUCAGGCCUUAUUAGACACCAGAAAAUUCAUACUGGAGAAAAACCAUAUCUGUGUAAUGAAUGUGGGAAGGGCUUCGGGCAGAGUUCUGAGCUUAUCCGGCAUCAGAGAAUUCAUACAGGGGACAAACCCUAUGAAUGUAAUGAAUGUGGGAAAACUUUUGGCCAGAACUCAGAGAUUAUUAGACAUAUUAGAAUUCAUACUGGUGAGAAGCCCUAUGUAUGUAAGGAAUGUGGGAAGGCCUUCAGGGGGAACUCAGAACUUCUUAGACACGAGAGAAUUCACACUGGAGAGAAACCCUAUGAAUGCUUUGAGUGUGGAAAGGCUUUCAGGCGGACCUCUCACCUUAUUGUCCACCAGAGAAUUCAUACUGGAGAGAAACCCCAUCAAUGUAAUGAGUGUGCAAGAACCUUUUGGGAUAAUUCUGAGCUGCUUCUCCACCAGAAAAUUCAUAUUGGAGAGAAACCUUAUGAAUGUAGCGAGUGUGAGAAAACAUUUAGCCAGCAUUCCCAACUUAUCAUACAUCAGAGAAUUCACACUGGAGAGAAGCCUUAUGAGUGCCAAGAAUGUCAGAAGACUUUUAGUCGGAGCUCUCACCUCCUCCGACAUCAAAGUGUUCACUGUAUGGAGUAAUCUGCAAAAUAGGAAAGCUUUUAGUGGAAAAGCUAAAGUCCAACUUAUUCAUUUGUUCAUAAUAUGCAAAUAUGCGCACCAAAUAUUCAAAUCCAAUGAAUGGACAGAACCUCCUCUGUCCUCCCACUGAUUUUAAAUAGUUGGUUGAAGAAGAUGAGGCACUUUUUUUUUUUUUUUUUAAGCAUUGGGGUCUUCCUCUGUUGCCCAGGAUGGGAUGCAGUGGCACAGUCGUAACUCACUGCUUCCUUGAACUCCUGGGCUCAAACAGUCCUCCUGCCUCAGCCUUCCAAGUAGCUAGGACUGCAGGCACUAAUGAGGCACUUUUAUGAAUUAUUCAUUGAGAGGUUUCAGUGUGCUAAGUUAAAUCAUAAAAGCUAUUUCAGGCCUUAAUUUCCCCUCUGUCCUUCUUCCUUCCCCUUCUCCUCCCCCAGUGGAUCACAUAACAAACAUUAAGGGUCUGUACCAGCCAUCUUUCCUAAAUUACUCUUCAGCAAAAUUGUGGGAACAGGAUUCCACCACCUCCUAAGAAUGAGAGUCGACUCACUGACUGUUACCCCCGAAAUAUUAGAAAGUCAUAACUUAGAAGACACACCUCAUUCUCCUGUCCACUGUUUAGCAUUGGAAUAAUUUAGUAAGCUGUUAUUAGCUUCAAAGUCGUCCAGCCCUGCUAUGAAGUUACUUUAGAAGAUGGCAGCAUUAAUGAAGAAGCAGGCUCAUUUCACAUCUGUCAGCCUUCCUUAUUCAUCUGAAGAGGCUGCCAUGAUGGAGGAACUGACAGGCAAUUUACAACGGGAUUAUAAGUGAAGGCCUUAGAAUCCAGAGGGGCUGAUUAGGCAACACCAGGGGAUAAACAAUUGAGGUCACACUGCUCGGCAUGGGCAGAAGCAGCUCUUCAGGAGCUGUCCACACUUCAGGGGUGCUCAGACUGACUGCUCCUAAGAAUUCUGCUGCAUAUAUUUUUAGCCCCAUCUCCUGCCACUGCUGACAGAUAUUGUGACAGUAAGUAGCAGAGAGGACUGUGGCUUCACCUCCUCUGGGCACCUGGCUACAGUGAUGAGCCAGUUCACCUGAUGACAAACCUGGCCUUGCCAAAGCACUUAAGUUCUCAUGACCUGGACCCCACUGGAGGCCCUGGCUAAGUCAGGAUGUCGUAGCCUCUUCUUGGUUUUGCCCCUUGGCCUUGAAAUUCUUUUUUCUUGAAUAACUUUUAAAAAAUGGAGAUAAAGUAUUGCUAUGUUGCCCAGGCUGGUCUUGAAUGCCUGGGCUCCAGCAAUCUUUUUGCCUCAGCUUCCCAAAUUAUUGAGAUUACAGGUGUGAGCUACCAUGCCCGGCCUUGAAAUUCUUUCUUCGCUGUGUCUGCAUGUUUUUUGUGUUCUAUAUUUAUUUCUUCUUUAAGGAAACAGCCUACAUUUUUCAUGUGUCCAUGUUUCUGAGGCAGUGGGUGACAGUGGGAAUUGCACUAAUGGGGGUCCAGCAGGCCUGGGGUCUGGUCUUAGCGCUAGACCUUGAAUAAGGCACUUCACCUGCUGGUCUCCAAUUUUCUCCUCUGUAAAAUGAAAGAGUUGAACUAAGUGAUCUCAAAAGUUUCAACCAGCCCAAUAAUUCCUUAAUUCUUUAAAAAUUUAACUUUAUAUAUCUUUAUUAUUCUUUAACCUCAUCUUUGUUACACUAAUAUUAGUCACUAAUAUUUAUUGAGUGUUUACUACCUGACAGGCACAGUGCCAGUUUACAUUUUAAUUUUCACAUCAUUUCUAUGAUGUGGGUACUCAUUUUUUUAAAGCUUUAUGAAGGUAUAAUUUACGUACUAUAAAAUUCACCUGUUUUAAGUGUUCAGUUGAAUGAUUUUUAAUUUACAUAGUGGUGCAACCAUCAAUGAUGUGGGUAUUCUUACCCCAAUUUAAAAGAUAAGAAGGGGCAGUGUUAAGUAAUUGACCCAUGAUUCCACAGCUAGUAAGAGCGACAGCCAAGACUCCAAACCUGGUUGAUGCUCUUAACCACUGUGCUGUGCCGCAGGUAGGCAGAUUCAUUACUGCCUUAUCUGAAACCCUUUGCACAGUUUCUAUUACUGAUUUCUAUGUAGAUUUGAAUAUAACAAAUUUAAAUCAUGUCCUUGGUAACAGAACUGAUCACAGCCAAAAAUAAUUCACCAAAUGGGUUUAUUCUGUACUCCAAUAUAGGUGUCUUCCCAGGUUUAUAUCCUUGGCUUGAGAAAAGGGUUGUACAAAUAGAUGAUUGCAGAGUUUCCACAUCCUUCCAGAUACCUCUGCCUCUAACAGUCACACUCUUAGUAAGGGAAGUUGUUUGAUUUACUUCUUCCCUUAGGUUGAUUACAAGUGAAGUGCGCCGUCUUAUUCCUUUUUCAUUGCUGGAGCACAAAUUGAAUUGUGCCCAGACCAUAUCUUUCUCACAUGAAACCUGGAUCUCACCUAUCCCUUCCAUGCCUGAUUCCCGUGUUUGCAUAUUUUAUUUCCACAUUUACCUCUUGUCAGCCCUGAUAGAGAAUUUGGCACCCCUUCAAGCUUCUCCUAAACAAUCUAUGCACACAAACACCCCUGAGCAAUAUGGACUUCACUGAAGAUAGUGUGUAAGCAAAGGAGAAGAGUUCACAUUGUGCAUCCUAUUAGACAUUUUGUUCUCAGAAGUACCUUACUGGCCAAACCAAUGAAGGUUUUUCUCUUGUCCUCCCCUCUCAAGGCUCAGUCACCUCAACUUCUUUUUGCCUACUAGAUAUCCAAUCCAUCACCUCGCCUCCCCUGGCCCUAGCUCAAUUACCCUCUUAAACCCAUUCCUGCUCAGCAAAACGUCCUCUAGUUCACCAUUCAUUCAUUUGAACAUUAGGAGGCAAUUUAGUGACCUGUUGUACCUGACCAUGUUCUUAAGGGGGAGGUCUCACGUCUCAUUCCCAGGAAAAUCUACCAUAUAUAGAUACAUAUUCCCCGCCCCGCCCCAGAUUUCUGGUGAAUGAAAUCACCUGUAUCUUAUUAGGUACAUAUACGCAAAUCCUUAACCUCAAUUCUCUGUCCUCUUCAUGUCUUACCCAGAUAUCUCAGGAAGAUUUCUCUUUUCCUUCUGUUUGCCUCCCUCUUCGACUUACUUGGGAGUCAGCAUCUGACCACAGUCGUGACUGGUAAUGAUGAUUUGUGCAAAUACUAUCAAGGAAAGGACAUGAAUUGUCUUAAUUUUAGACCCAUUAAAAAACCGCACAGGCCUCAAUCUUAAAAGUCCUAUCUAAAUACCCAGAAAUACCCUUCAGAAUUUUUGAAGCUAUGCCCAUGUACAAAAUUUUCUUCCUUCCCUAAUUUUAAUGGUAUACUAACACCUUAGGUAAAUAAAAUAUUUCUUUACUAUUUUAUUGA
Messenger RNA from Pan troglodytes (chimpanzee), 5520 nucleotides. The record is from RefSeq and is a predicted model, not a curated record. NCBI's taxonomy places the organism in Eukaryota, Metazoa, Chordata, Mammalia, Primates, Hominidae.